UGCUAUGGUUUUUUCAUGGACAUUUACAAUUUUUUAAAUCUUCUAUUGUGUUUUGAUCCUAAAUAGUACAUGACGAUGUAGAACAUGUAAUACUCUCUUAAGCAUCUCAUUCACUGUAUCAGCUUUUCAUGGGCCAAUGGACUUCUCUCAUAUCUCUGUUCCUUGUUUUACACAACAACCAGUAAAAUACCAUUGUCGAUAAAGCUGCCAAUUACUCCACGCCCAAACACACACAUUGUUUCAAGGUUAACAUAUGUAUUCCUGGCUAACCAUUUAACCUUUUCCUCAUUGUACAACUAUGUCUUAGAAAAACAACACAGACACAUAAGUAAUUGUGUACCUGUGUUGUUCUGUGGUUAACACGAGUUAAUAAUCAAUAAUCAGGCAAUAAUAAUAAUAAGGCACUCAUAUGAGCUCUUAAUCUCAACAACCCAAAAGAUCCAAAAAUGUGAUAUGUAAUUUUACCUUUAAAUCAAAGGUUAAAGAUGGAUAAGUCUUUCUUUUUAAUUUUUGCAAUAAUGUUUUGAUUCCUCUUCAUUAGGAAGAAGUUUGAAUUCCUUCCUCUUUUCAAAGACAUUCUCAAGUUCAUCCGUUUAUGUGUGGUAACACUGUAAGCCAUCAGCCACAACAUCACAGCAUCAUCAUCAAUAAUAAAACUGUUCAUCCAACUCCACACUGGCAACUUUCAGCAAAGUAGAAAUAAACCCCAAAAAGUCUUACAUAAAUCAUGGCUAUUUCUUCAAUGAGGAAAGACUGGAUCCUGUUAGGUCAGAUAAUGCCAUGAAAAAGGACAGUGUGUGUAAUUUACACAAAGAUCAGGCUUGGAGAAGAAUGUCAAAAAACAACAACAACUAAAUGAUUUCUAAAUUUACAUUGAAAUGCUGCUUAAACACAUUGAUAUUAAUUAAUUAAUUCUAACGAGGAGAAAAUAGUUUAUUCCAAUAGUUAGAUAAGACGGCAACUGCAAAUUCUUCUAAGCACUAUAACUUCUAUCUGCUGCCUGUUGUGCUACUUAUCAUGUAACAUAGAAUAAUAACACACAAACAAUACAUCAGAAUCCAACAUUUCAUUUAGCGGAAAUAGAAGGAAGAAGGAACUGCUUUAAUCUGAAGAGUCACCUGGACAUUCCCUUGGGGUGGGGCCUCAGAGUAUAAAGCAGGUUAUGAUGUUAGACACAACAUCGCUAACUCCACAUCUCCAAGAGCAUCUGAAGUCUUCCUGGGUAUCUUCAAAGAUACAGAGAUGCUUCUCUCUGUCCUUCUUGUGUUGGGUGUCUGCCUGGUGCCUGCUCACUCUAAACCAGCAGCAGAAUAUCUCGGCAGUCCUCUCCUUCAAAGCUGCUUUCAGGAGGCAAAGAAAAUAGUGGAUGAUGCCUACAAGUACUCCAGAGAAGAGAGUCUGAAACGAGUCCGCAAGGAGGUGGUGAGUCCUCAUGAUGCUCUUCGUCUCCUGAAGCAGCCUCGCGGUGACACACGCUCAGCUGUGAGAUCUGCAGACUACAUGGCACAAACGCUCCGUCUGCUGCAAGAGAGGGUUCAUCGUGUGCACAAACGCUCACUCAACGCAACAGAUUUGCUCUCUGAUGUGGACCUGCAAACACUUGUCGCUAUAACUGGAUGUGCUGCUCGACUCAGACCUCCACAAUGCAGCACCACACCAAACCUUAACAAGUAUCGCACAAUCACCAGCGUCUGCAACAACCUAAAUAACCCUCGCCUCGGUGCCUCCAACACCCCAUUCACCCGUUGGCUUCCUGCCGAAUAUGACGAUGGCAUCUCUGAACCGAAAGGCUUCAGAAACCAAAAAAUCAACAACUUCUUGCUGCCACUGGUGCGACAGGUUUCCAACAACAUCCUAAACACAACGGAUAGAGGUGUGAUCAACGACACAGAAUACUCUCUCAUGUUGACCUUCUUUGGGCAGUUUAAUGACCACGACUUUACCCUCACGCCCUCCUCUCCCAGCAUCCGCUCCUUCAGCAACGGGUUGAACUGUGGCGAGAGCUGUGAGAAUUCAGAUCCCUGCAUCCCCAUCCCGAUUCCUCCCGGCGACCCCUUCUUGAAAUCAAACCCAAAAGGCUGCAUCCCUGCGUCCAGAUCCGCCCCCGCUUGCGGAACAGGCUACUCGGCCUACAAUUUUGGCGGAAAGCCCAACGUAAGAGAGAAUAUCAACUCCCUGACAGCCUUCUUGGAUCUCAGCCAGGUGUACGGCUCUGAGGACAAGCUUGCCCAGUUUCUUCGCGACCUCAAUACUGAUAGCGGCCUGCUGCGCGUCAAUACAGAGUUUACUGACAACGGCCGUGAGCUGCUGCCCUUCAACCCUCUCAAUGUGAACAGUUGUGCCAAUCGUGGUAAAAUCACCAACGACUCGAACGCCAAAGAGGUGCCCUGUUUCAUUGCAGGUGACUCUCGUGCGGACGAAAACAUCGCUCUGACAUCCAUUCACACACUGUUCCUGCGUGAGCAUAACCGCCUGGCUCGUCAACUGAAGAAACUAAACCCUCAGUGGGACGGCGAGACCCUCUACCAAGAGGCCCGCAAGAUCAUGGGUGCUUACACACAGGUGUUUAUGUUCAGGGAUUAUUUGCCACACAUUUUGGGUGCCGACGUGGUACAUACACAGCUUGGCCCUUACCCUGGUUACGAUCCCAACGUUGACCCCAGCAUCGCCAACGUCUUUGCAACAGCAGCUUUCCGCUUUGCCCACUUGACCAUCCAGCCAUUUAUUCCCCGCCUGGAUGCAGACUACAAGGAGCACUCUCAGUUCCCCAGUGUCCCUUUGUUCACAGCCUUCUUAACCCCCUGGAGAGUCGUCUUUGAGGGUGGCAUUGACCCUCUGAUCCGUGGAGUGAUCAACCGUCCCGCUAAACUGAAUGUUCAAAAUCCCGUCAUGGUGGAUGCUCUGAGGGAGAGGUUGUUUCAGUUUGUGCGGAAACUGGCUUUGGACCUGGGCUCUCUCAACAUGCAGAGGGGACGUGACCACGGCUUGCCUGGUUACAAUGCCUGGCGUGGGUUUUGCGGCCUGUCUCAGCCCAAGAACCAGGAAGAGCUUGCUCAGGUCCUAAACAACAACGACCUGGCACACAGGCUGCUGCAGCUCUACGGUACCCCCGACAACAUCGACAUCUGGCUGGGAGGCGUGGCAGAGCCGUUGGUCCCUGGCAGCCGUGUGGGGCCUCUGUUUGCCUGCCUCAUCGCAAAACAGUUCCAGAGGCUCCGCCAGGGUGACAGGCUGUGGUACGAGAAACCAGGUGUCUUCACCCUGAGACAGAGAGCUGCUCUGUCCACUGCCACCUUAACCAGGAUCAUCUGUGACAACACCGAUAUCACGUCUGUCCCCCGGGACCCUUUCAACAUUGUCUCAAAAAGAAACCCGCUCAUCCUCUGCAAUACCAUCCGAAGCCUGAACCUGGCAGCCUGGCAGGAGUAACCCUGCACAGACAAGUCAGGUGAAACACUGGACCAAACACACAACACUUGACCUCGGGGGAGACUCUCAGCACCAGUUGUCAUCAAUUUUUUUUCAUUCAGAAAAAUCUGUCUAAUCAUUCUUCAUAUGUUUUAUUUGAUCUUGCCCUCAGUGGUUCUUUUGGAUCUCUUUUCAUAACUUUCCAUUAAUCAGGUCAUAUAUAUCAAAUACUUAUUAUUGAUAAUUAACUUUUACAUUUUUCUUUUUAUUCAAUUGACCAGACUGGGGCUCAUCAUCCAACUGUACAUAUCAUAUUUUGACUGACAAAUGAACACAUUUACCACCUAGUGAACAUGAAAUAUGACUGUUAAACAGUAUUCAGUCAAUUGGACAGAAGAUUUAUAAGUGGUUAAUUUUGAUGGUAGAAUUUACUAAUAUUAUUGUGAAUAUUUUAUGCACUGAUGAGAUUGAAGCAUGCCUUAAAAAUUAUGUGUGUUGUGUUUUGUCUGUGAGAUUUGUUUUACUGUAACUUUCAAAUCUGUUAUAUUUCUGCAUUCAAUAAAUAACCUAAAGAUUGAAAA
Molecule: messenger RNA, 3989 nt
Organism: Micropterus dolomieu (smallmouth bass)
Lineage: Eukaryota; Metazoa; Chordata; Actinopteri; Centrarchiformes; Centrarchidae
Product: eosinophil peroxidase-like
Exons: 13
Coding region: 1243-3429 (728 amino acids)
Biological process (GO): response to oxidative stress
Molecular function (GO): heme binding; peroxidase activity
Source: RefSeq, a predicted model, not a curated record